Messenger RNA from Dimorphilus gyrociliatus, 1130 nucleotides. NCBI's taxonomy places the organism in Eukaryota, Metazoa, Annelida, Polychaeta, Dinophilidae. The record is from the annotation of a GenBank genome assembly.
AGAAACGACAAAUUCUAUGAAUAGAUUUUUUCAUCUGGCCCCAUCAGGAGGAAAUAUUUCAUUUUCAAAAAAAUUUUUUGUAUCAAUUUAUUUUGUUGAAGUUUUUAAAAAAAUUUCAUUUUGAAAAUUUCAAAAGAGCCGACUUUCAAGAAAAUUUUCAUUCGUCUUCGAGAAAAAAAGAGAUAUACGAAGAUACCAAACGAAAAAUGGCAGGACAGAGAGGUGGUGUUACUAGGAUUCUCAAAAAACUUGAAAGAAACAUAGAGAAUGGCAAUUAUUACGAAGCACAUCAAAUGUAUAAAACACUGUCGUUCAGAUACAUUUCUCAAGAACGAGCCAGCGAUGCAAUCGAACUCCUAUAUAACGGUGCUAGCUUACUUCUCUCUAAAGACCAACAAGAGAGUGGUCUCGACCUCUCUUUAUUAUUAGUCAAUACUUUGACGAAUGAAAAAAUCGCAUUGGAGAACUGUAUUAUAGAAAAAUUAGGAAACCUUCACGACAAAAUGAGCAAAGAAAAUGUAGAACGCUUAAAUUUUAUGCAAUUAGCACUCAUUUGGACUACAGGUGGGAAAACGGAUCAAAGAGGUGAUCCUAGACUACAUAGAUUGUUUGCAAUGACAUUGUGGCGAAAGGCGAUUUAUGAUGAAGCACACCACCACUUCAUACAUGCAAGUGAUUCAGGAAGGGAUUGUGCGCAUAUGUUAAUUGAAUUUCACUUAAAAAAAGGAUAUCGCUCUGAAUGUGAUCUAUUCAUUGCAAAUGCUGUCCUUCAGUAUCUAUGCCUUAAAAAUGAGACUUCAGCCAUGGAAGUCUUGAAAACUUAUACAACUAAUCAUCCAUCAGUGGAAAAAGGCCCUCCAUUUGUACGACCUCUCUUGAAUUUUUGUUGGCUUCUACUUUUGGCAGUUGAAAAUCAGAAAUUUUUAGCAUUUUCAGUCUUGUUAAAAAAGUAUGAACCAUCAAUAGUGCGUGAUGCUUCUUAUAAAUGCUACCUAGAUAAAAUUGGACAGAACUACUUUAAUUUACCACCUCCGCAAAGAGUACCAGAAAACUCAUUUAUAGAUUCUAUUAUGAGAAUGUUCACUACUGAAGACGAUUUGUCUACACUAACGCACGACGACAUAGAAUAG